This is a messenger RNA of Rangifer tarandus platyrhynchus (Svalbard reindeer), 942 nucleotides long. The record is from the annotation of a GenBank genome assembly. Lineage: Eukaryota; Metazoa; Chordata; Mammalia; Artiodactyla; Cervidae.
AUGGCCCAGCACACUGGCUUCAUCGGGAGGUGGCUGCACACGCCCCCCAAACACACAAGCGCCAGGGCACACACGCACGUCACGGACGCGGAAGUCCCGCAGAGGAGCCCCCGCCUCCCUGGGCGCGGGGCUCGGCGGCUCCCAGCAGGACCAGUGGAGGAGAACAGCCAGAGUGCGUCUCACAGCUGGCCGGCGGCCCAAUUCCGCACAUGCCCUCCAGAGCAGCGGGUGUGUUUGUCUUCAAAACCUGGGAUCGACGACUGCGCCCACCUCGCCGUUAGCCUCCGGCUCGGCAUCCAAGCACAGACACUUAUUAACCGAGCUGUCAUCCACUGCCCCCACCUCCUCAGAAAACAGAAGCUGCAAGGCCUCCUCCGGUCUCGUGAGGCCUUGGCCUGGAGUGACCGAGCGUCCCCCCACUCCGUGGACAGACUCAGCCCAAAGCCAGCAGAGGGGAAACACCACUGUGAGGAGUCGGCAGUGAGAGGGCUUGGGGUGAGAGGGCGGUCCUAUGAUGACCGGAGCGUCAGUUGGUGGUUUCAGCACCGCAGUGGAAUUCCGUGCUUGUCUUUAACAGCAGCAUCGCUGCCUCUGCUGCAGUGUCUCGGCUCAGCGCUGUUUACCUUAACACCUGUCAGGCCCCUGAGAGGGACAGGAGCCCGGGACUCGGGCUUGGCGGCCCGGCCCAGGCUCCAGGACUGUCACAACACGCUUCCCAGAAGUGCUGCUUCCUGGAGCCCAGCCGCCUACCUGUACCAGGUGCUUCCAAUUACCUGCUCCCACGCGCACGCCCUGCGAGCCACCCAAACCCACUCCUGGCUCAGUGGGGCCGCCACGAGCUGUGGGCUCGGGGCAGGAAGUGACUCCACACCCACGGCCACCUGCCAGCUGCCCCGGCUGCCCGUGGCUCCCUUGCAGAAGCCAGCCCUGACUUCCCUGUGA